CCCGGCGUGAGACAGGACGCUGCAGAGAUUGACAGGCUGGCUUUGACUUCAGCAUGUACCUUUUCUCAGCUCCCAGAGACCGCCCUUGGAUGGUGCCUGCCAACCUAGAGGAGGUGUGCACUCGGAGGAGGUUGCCGGGGUCUUAGUUCCACCUGGAUCUUCCAGAGGAACGGCCUAAGAUGGUUCUGUGUGAGGGAUGCUUGCUAGGAUGUGGCUUUGUUUGCUAAGUGAAAGUUGAGUGCUUGUUGACAAGGCCAUUUGUAGCCUACAGAUGGGCAGCUCUGAGGGUCCUGUGUUUGGGGAAACUUGUUUAUUAGAGAGAAUUUGUGAAAGGGUGCUAGAGGGGAUCACCUCCUCUUGGAUCUGGACAGAUGUGUAUGAGUUGCAUAGGAAAACGUUUUGUCCUUAUUCUGUUCCCUCUGUCUGUCUCUCCUUCCCUCUGUUUCUUUUUUCUGAGACAUCUAGACCCAGGGGCUAAGAAUGCACUACCCAGAAGCUAACCAGUCUGUGUUGGACUGUUGAUGGCAGAAGAGAAUCUGUCAGUAGGGUGGUUGACUCCGUAUGUUAUGGUUGAAUGUUCCUGUCAUGGAGAUGUUUUAGUUGAGGGAUUGCCAUUGGUUCUCGGGAUUUGGGUUGAUUUAUUUGGUUUGGACUCAUCUGACAAUUUGGAAAAUAUAACAUCUAAUUUUUUUCCAUGUGUGGAUGUAAUCACAUGACUUGGUGUGACCUGGGAAAGAAAUGCUUGGUUUGCAUCUGGAUUCCAGUUUUAUAAGAGUGGGCUUUGCUUUAUCAGAGCCUCUUUACAAUUGAAGUAUGUAAUGAGAUUAGAGAGGACGAAAGGUGUCCGCUGGGGGAAUAGCCCGGAGUGGAAAUGAGAAGACGUGAGGGUUCUCAGGAUUCCUAAGGAUGGAUGCGUGUAUUUUGCUGUAGUGUCUGCCUGAUUUACCUGUUUUAACUUACCUGUAAACUUCAGUAUGCUGUUAAUCAUUAAAGGCUUGGUUUUGAAAGUGUGAGUUUGGGUUUUGAUUGUUGUUUAGUUUUGAUUUUAUUUGUACGACAUUGCGUAUUUCGUAGAACAGGAUUGUUGAAAAGGACCACAGCUUUACCUGGUUCUACUUCGUUUUACAGAGGAGGACACAGUUGGACAGGUUAGCUGGUUUGCUCAGGGUUCUCUGACCAGUUCAGACCCAGGCUGGAGCUGAAGCCCAGGCCCUCCUGAGUCUGGCUUUAACCUAGUGCUCCACACUACUAAUUCUAGGAAAAUGUAUUAUUUUCGUUAUAAAUGCAAAAACCUUUACAGUUCCAUAUUCCCAAUUGCCUUUCAGGUUUUUAUGAGGUUUUAGUUUUUAAUUCCACAGCAGUUACACCUGUGAAGGAAUAUUUUUAGAAUGAGUCGGGUAAAGGGGCAUUAAGGAGAGGAAAAGGAUCUUGUCAUAGGAGCUUGCCCACAUGCCCUUGUAAAUGAUGUAGUAGGUGGGUACAUAUAUGGUUAUGAAGACAAGGAACUUUGGACCCUGUCUAGUCCAUUGCCCUUUAGUUCUCUGUCUCCAUGGAGGUAUUUUGUACACUUAGUCGUUUUGUUUAUCGCUGUUUGUCCUAAGAGUGUCCCCAACAACUAUCUUGAUUCCUGUUAGUUUUUUUCUUUUAAUGUUGUGUGGGAGAUAUUAAUAUACUUAUUUUUUAUAAAAUUCCCAAAUAUUGGUAUUGUAUCACUUUCAUAACUGUUUUUAUGUUUAAAGCACUCUCCAGUUACCAGUUUUACCUUUAUAAAAUAAUUGGAAUUAAAGAAGAUGGAAUAUUCCCAUUUAAAAACUAGUAACGUUUUGAGGAAGAAAGUAGACAUUUGACACAGGGCCACACAGACCAUCAAUGUGUUUGAGGAGGAGCUAAAAUUCCAGUUUUUUUGGACUCAAUUCUAUUCCCAUAACACUACAGCAUUUGUAAGAUGACUUCAGAGAAGUUUUGAAAUGCCCAGAAAUGUUAGCACAGUGAAAUAUCUGCUAUUUUCCAUUUUCUUAUUGGAAGAGAUUAAAACUACCAAACUGGUUAGACUGUUUUUCUUAAAUAUUUUUUUUUUUCUUUUUUUGUGAGGAAGCUCAGCCCUGUGCUAACAUCUGCCAAUCCUCCUCUUUUUUUGCUGAGGAAGACUGGCCCUGGGCUAGCAUCUGUGCCAAUCUUCCUCCACUUUAUGUGGGACGCCGCCACAGCAUGGCCUGCCAAGCGGUGUGUUGGUGUGCGCCCGGGAUCCGAACCAGCGAACCCCUGGCUGCUGCAGCGGAGCGCACGCACUUAACCGCUUGUGCCACCAGGCCGGCCCCGAUUCUUACAUAAUUUUUAAUACCAAAAUAUUUCAUGGUCAGAGAAGGCUUUUGUAGUUCUGUCUGUUUUAACCCCUGCAUUGUAGGUGUCUACAGAUUGCAUUCGUUCAGUGUGUGUUUUCACAUGUGACAGCACAUGUGUGCUAGGUAGACAGUGGCAAAUGGGGAGAAGCCCCCAUCUCAGACUUCAAGAGGCUGCGUGGGAGUUUUUAAUAUCCUUAAGUUGAUGAUGUAGUCCUGGCAUAUGUAUCCUGGAACUGUUCUGGCUUUUCUAGGGGUCCCCCCCCCCACUUUUAUAGAUCAGGUAAUUGCACUUGGUUGUGAGUUUGGUUGUGAUUUUAGAGUUCUGCAGUGUUUGAGACUAAGUCCUUUCCUAGAGCCUCUCAGAUGAAUCUCCUUAACAUCUGGGAAGUUUUAGACUUGUCGAUUUUAGGUGUUGUGUUGAUGUAUUUGCUAUAGGUACUUCUUAACCGGCUGUCAUUUGUCUCCAAGUCUCUGCUGGUGGCAAGAUCUUGUGACUUAGGUCAUCAGGGAUGAUUCCCAAUUCCCUGGGCGUUAACUUCACGUUUUCUUAUGAAGAUACAAAGUUUUCAAGAAUAACUCAGAGAUCGGCGGCAGUAAGCACACAAUGAAUGAUCACCUACAUGUUGGCAGCCACAGCCACGGGCAGAUCCAGGUUCAGCAGCUGUUUGAGGAUAAUAGUAACAAGCGGACAGUGCUCACAACACAACCAAAUGGGCUUACAACAGUGGGCAAAACGGGCUUGCCGGUGGUGCCGGAGCGGCAGCUGGAGAGCAUCCACAGACGGCAGGGGAGCUCCACCUCUCUGAAGUCUAUGGAGGGCGUGGGGAAGGGGAAAGCCGCCCCCAUGACCCCCGAGCAGGCAAUGAAGCAAUACAUGCAAAAACUCACCGCCUUCGAACACCAUGAGAUUUUCAGCUACCCUGAAAUCUAUUUCUUGGGUCCAAACGCAAAGAAGCGCCAGGGCAUGACAGGCGGGCCCAACAACGGUGGCUACGAUGAUGACCAGGGAUCGUACGUGCAGGUGCCCCACGACCACGUGGCUUACAGGUACGAGGUCCUCAAGGUCAUCGGGAAGGGCAGCUUUGGGCAGGUGGUCAAGGCCUAUGACCACAAAGUCCACCAGCACGUGGCCCUGAAGAUGGUGCGGAACGAGAAGCGCUUCCACCGGCAGGCCGCAGAGGAGAUCCGCAUCCUGGAACACCUGCGCAAGCAGGACAAAGACAACAGCAUGAACGUCAUCCACAUGCUGGAGAAUUUCACCUUCCGCAACCACAUCUGCAUGACGUUCGAGCUGCUGAGCAUGAACCUCUAUGAGCUCAUCAAGAAGAAUAAAUUCCAGGGCUUCAGCCUGCCUUUGGUCCGCAAGUUCGCCCACUCGAUUCUGCAGUGCUUGGAUGCUUUGCACAAAAACAGAAUAAUCCACUGUGACCUUAAGCCCGAGAACAUUCUGUUAAAGCAGCAGGGUAGAAGCGGUAUUAAGGUGAUCGACUUCGGCUCCAGCUGUUACGAGCAUCAACGUGUCUACACGUACAUUCAGUCCCGCUUUUACCGGGCUCCGGAGGUGAUCCUUGGCGCCAGGUACGGCCUGCCCAUCGACAUGUGGAGCCUGGGCUGCAUUUUAGCAGAGCUCCUGACUGGCUACCCGCUCUUGCCUGGGGAGGACGAAGGGGACCAGCUGGCCUGCAUGAUUGAACUGUUGGGCAUGCCCUCCCAGAAACUGCUGGAUGCCUCCAAACGAGCCAAAAAUUUCGUGAGCUCCAAGGGUUACCCUCGCUACUGCACUGUCACCACUCUCUCCGACGGCUCCAUCGUCCUCAAUGGGGGCCGUUCCCGGAGGGGGAAGCUGAGGGGCCCGCCCGAGAGCAGAGAGUGGGGGAAUGCACUGAAGGGGUGUGAUGACCCCCUUUUCCUCGACUUCUUAAAACAGUGUUUAGAGUGGGAUCCUGGGGUUCGCAUGACCCCCGGCCAGGCUUUACGGCACCCCUGGUUGAGGAGGCGGCUGCCGAAGCCUCCGACCGGGGAGAAGACGUCUGUGAAAAGGGUAACCGAGGGCACUGGUGCUAUCACUUCCAUUUCCAAGUUACCUCCACCUUCCAGCUCAGCCUCCAAACUGAGGACGAACUUGGUACAGAUGACAGAUGCCAAUGGGAAUAUUCAGCAGAGGACAGUGUUGCCAAAACUUGUGAGCUGAGCUGAGUCCCUGAGGCUGGUAAUCUGAAAGAUACGACGUUGCUGAGCCUUACUGGGUUGAAAAGGAGUAGCUCAGACCUGUUUUUAUUUGCUCAAUAACUCGACUCAUUUGUAUCUUUUCAGCACUUAUUUUAAUGUAAGAAAGUUGUUCAUUUUGUUUUUAUAAAAUACAUGGGGACAAUGCUUUAAGUUUUUAUACUUUCUGAAAUUUUUUGUGUUCUAAAAGUACGAUCCGCCUCACCGUAUUUAGUGCGGCAGAGUAAUAAACAUCAGUGGCAGGCCAUUGAUGGCUUCAUGACUGCCGCACUCUUACAGAUUGCUGUCAGAGACGUUCACUAUGUUUUCCUGGUUCGUAUUCUCCCCAAGGUGAUUGCCCCCGAUGGCCCCCUGCUCUCUGUGCUCCAGGUUCUUGCAAAGGUGCAGCGUGUCCUGUGCGUUUCCAUCAGUUAUCUGGGUCGUAGUGAUGGUGGGCGGAGAAUGGUCAGGAUGGAAAUGAUACUCUAAGAGAAACUGCACCUUGGAGAUUUUUUUCUUAAAGUCGUGCUCACACAAAGUGAAACCCCCCAGGUUUCAAUGACCAGUUCGCAUUCUGACAUCCUCAAAGGCAGCCAAGCAGACCUGCUGGAUAAUUGGAAAUGUGUGGGCUCCUCUAAAUUUUCUAACAUGAUUGGUGAGCUGUUGUGUAAAGAAGCCUCAUAUUACAGAAUUGGUUUUGCACCUGAGUUUAGAAAUGUGUUCCAUGAAUCCUCCCUUCUCUCUGCUUUUCUCCUCUCUGUUCCUCUUUUACCACCUGUUGCUUGCAUUUCGUUUUUUUUUUCCUUCAAAUAUAUAUCCCAGACUCUUAAUACAGAAGAGAGACAUUUCGGCUGUGAUUAUGAUCAUCGUUUCAUAUUCCAAUUAAAAAAAGAACAGCAGCCUAGCUACUUAAGGUGGGCAUUCCCAUAGUUCCAGAGAAGGUUCAGCAGGUGACAGUGAGUUCACACGUUUUAGGUGCCCUUGGAAGGUUCUCUAGCCUGGGAGAGCAUCAAUUCCUUCUUUAACGAGGAAGAGGGUUGAAAUUCCUCUUGAUGAACAGAAGUCUUUGUGGCUGUUCAGUAAGGCCGAUUUUAGCAACACAUUUAAAAGAGGAAAAGUUCAACCUCAAGUUAAAUGGUUUGACUUAUUCUUUGCAUCAUUAGAAGAACCGCAGAAAUUGCAUUCCUCUAUUUUACUUUACUUUCUUUUGGAUUGCACUGAUUGCUUUGUGGGAAUGACACUUUACCUGGAAAAGUAACUGAGAGUUAGGUAAAAGAAUAUUUUCUUCUUUGAAUAAUAAUUAUUUUCACAGUGAAAAUUUCAGUAUUUUAUCGCUAAGGUAUGAGCAGUGAUAUAUAUCAAUUUCAAGGCACGUGGAAAAAAUUUUUUAGUAUGUGCAAUUUAAUAUAGAAAGAUUUCUGCCUGUUUGGACAAUAGGUUUUGGGUAGUAUAAAUUAGGAUAAAUACUCUUUUAUAUGCACAGAUAUUAUUGUAUUGCCUGUAAAUUGAUUUACAAAUACUUAAAGCAUGGUCCCCUGUGAGGCCAAGAAAGUUUCCGGUUAAGUUCUUUUAAUAUUAAUCCUACAGUUUCUCUUACUUAAAAAAAAAAAAAAAUUAGUUUUGAACAAAAAACACUUUACUUAUCUUGAGGCUUUGUCAGUUGAUGGUGGAGAAAAAUGCUCAGGAAAUAUUACAGAUAUUUGCCAAAAAAACAGUAAUAAGAUUAGCUUAUUAAUAAGAUAGUGAUGUUGAUAUUUGCUUUACUAUUUAAGGGUGUCACAGAUAAGUUAAUUUGUACUUCUGUAUUUAGAAAUUAUAGCUUCUUUCCCCUAGUCAAAUUCUUUAGCAUAUUGUACACAUUUCUGUGUAAUCUGUGGAGUGCAAUAAUAUGUUAGUAAGUUGGAUUUUAAAUGAUGCUCAUGUGAUGAUACCCCCAAUCAGUGGCUUAUAGAACUUAAAGAUUGUGUAUUUAUUAUUGAAAUCUUGGCUUAAAGGCAUAAGAACUGUAAGACUUGGUGUGGUGGCUGUAUAAAACCACAAGCCUCUUGAUGGUUAGCUUCUUUAGGUCAUGAAAAUAAACAAAGCAUAAAGGCUGUAUUACCCCUGCAAUGCUUGUCUUCCAUGUCCACUCUCAUUUGCACAUUUUGGUUUAAAUAUACAAACCUGAGCCUGCCAUUACUAUGAAUUUCCCUAUAAAUUGGUUAUACAUGUGAAAAUUUAUAAAUUGGCUAAUACUGCAUGUCUUUCCCCCACCACACAAAACUGGGAGAUGCCAACAGUGCAUUUGUGACCAUCUUUGUUCACAAAUGUAACCGGAAACUUUGAAGCCAAACUAUAAUGUGCAGUGCUGUGGGGGUCCCCCCCACUCUCCCCAGUGCAGUGAAAUUUCCUUUAUUCACAAGAGCCACCAUGUUCAGUGUUUAGUGAUAGAGCUGCUUUUUGAAAAUUCUGGCUUCAUUAUAAUGUCAAAAAGAGAAAAACGUCGCAUCUUUGUUGAUUUCCAAACAUACAUGAAUGAAGGGCUCUGAUAGGCUGCCAGGAGUUGGCUUGGCAACAGUCCUUGGUCUCACAGGUUACCGCUGUCUAGGGAUGUCUGGGCUGUCUUCAGACUUAGGAGUAGCACAGUGCCGUGUUGUCUUUGGUUGCAGUCUCACCUGGCUCUGUUUCUUGCACCACCAGAGUGUGCAUUGCCACUUAGGUGUAUUGCUACAACAGUGGAACAACAACAGUGAUUCGAGACAGCGUAGGUUAACAGUAGAGGAGAAACUGUGCCCUUAGUGUUAACAAUGUGCCUUUUGUUCUGAAUGCCAUGUUGUAGGACAUGCAUUUUUUGGCCUCUUUAACUCUUCGAAUACUAGACAGUAAGGAUGGAUCCCACCUCUGCAAAGAUACACCUGUCUUAAAUAUCCAGUUACUUACAGGCCUUAAUAGAAACCGUAAGGCGUGAAUCGUCAUCAGGCACUGAAGAAGGUACCAUUUGUUGGUUAGUGACACAGGGAACUCCGGUUUAAGGGGUUAAAGAUGGUCUUUGUUGUAUCUUAACAUCAGACUGAUUUUUUAAAUGAUAUUUUUUUUGUUAUGCUUACACUAGACAAAAAUCAACUGUAUUUGUAAAAAUUUACCUCAAACCAUUUAAUUUUAUAGUGUGAUUAAUCCCAGGGCAUUUGGUAUGAACCAAAGUGCAUUCCUUUUAUAUGUGCCUGGCUCUAGCAAGGAUGGCCAGGGAUUUUUACAAUUUGGGUGCAAGGCACUUAAGCCACUUUUAAACUUACUGGGUGGUUUGGAGUCGUGUGAAGGGACUCCAUCAGAAUGUGAGGAAACACUUUAGGCAUCAGUAGUAUUGGGCCAUAUUGGAAUCUUAAAAGUGUGAAUUAUUUUAAAGAGAGCAUUCAUUUUUGUAAUUUUUUUCAUCAAGAAUAUUUCUGGUAAGCAGAAGACUUUUUAAAAAAACUGAUUUGGUUGGUAAAGGUUUUAAUAUUGCCCAACACAAUGCUGUGGUAGCAUUUAAAAAAAAAGUAUUUGUGAACUCUUUAUUUCUUAGGGGCCUGUACAUCUCUCUGCUAUGGACAUAUAGAAUUAAUUGUAACUAUACUCAGCUCAACUGCUACAGUUAUGUCUAGGCAGUGGCUUGGGUUUUUAUCGAGCAACAACUUAGACACGUGACUGUAAUAUGCUGCAACUGUGUGUACUGAAAAUCUGUGAAAAUGGUUGAAUGUGGACUGUGUAUAUAUGUAUGUAAAACCUUCUGUGAGAUGCUGCUGUCGCCACUUUACAUGAACCAUGUUCUAGGGGAUUUUGAUCCCAGUGGCCAGUUCUAUGAUACUGUAUGUAUUGUACAGCUGAUGACAGGAGUAAGACUGUUCAGUGAAUUUUUGUUAAAUUUUAUUGUGGCCAGAGAUAAUUUCAGAAUAAAAUUUUAAUGUCCUACCGUA
This is a messenger RNA of Diceros bicornis minor, 8479 nucleotides long. RefSeq names its product dual specificity tyrosine phosphorylation regulated kinase 2 (gene DYRK2). Gene Ontology annotation, molecular function: ATP binding; protein serine/threonine kinase activity; protein serine/threonine/tyrosine kinase activity. The record is from RefSeq and is a predicted model, not a curated record. NCBI's taxonomy places the organism in Eukaryota, Metazoa, Chordata, Mammalia, Perissodactyla, Rhinocerotidae. Gene Ontology annotation, biological process: peptidyl-serine phosphorylation; peptidyl-threonine phosphorylation. The transcript is spliced from 2 exons. Bases 2947 to 4533 code for a protein of 528 amino acids. Gene Ontology annotation, cellular component: nucleus.